Messenger RNA from Amphimedon queenslandica, 2198 nucleotides. RefSeq lists its product as uncharacterized. The coding region runs from base 37 to 2115 and encodes 692 amino acids. Gene Ontology annotation, molecular function: protein binding; RNA polymerase II general transcription initiation factor activity. The transcript is spliced from 11 exons. Gene Ontology annotation, biological process: transcription initiation at RNA polymerase II promoter. Gene Ontology annotation, cellular component: transcription factor TFIID complex. The record is from RefSeq and is a predicted model, not a curated record. Lineage: Eukaryota; Metazoa; Porifera; Demospongiae; Haplosclerida; Niphatidae.
GUUCUAAUUAACUUAUUAAAGUUAAAUAAAUUCAAAAUGGCCGCCAGUAAAGAGCCUGAUGUAUUCUUCACUGCAAAUCAUUCCUGGGGAGUUGCUAGUGCUAGACACGUCUCAGGCCUACCAGUAAAUGAAAUUCCUUUCACUUUUGAUGCUCCACUCGGUCCUUCAGUGGUUAGGUGGGACCUCAGUAAUGGAGAGAGAGUCAGAAGCAGACAGAUUCACUCUGACCUCAUCGUCUGCAUGAGAUACUCUCCUAAUGAUGAGUACAUAGCAACUGCUAGCACUGGAGGAGAGGUCAAAGUAUGGAGUCGUAGCUCUUGGGAUCUCAUAGCAGAAACCAUUGCUCCUAUCGACUCCUUGUUUCAUUUGAGUUGGUCUCCUUCGAGUGAUUGCAUUUUAAUUAUUGGUAAUGGAAGGAACUCUUCAGCUCUUUUAUACAAACUGGAAAAUGGGAAAAUGGAAGAAGAUGGCGACCAAAAAGUCUACAAAGAAAGACUGAAUCUAUUGUGGAGUACAAGGGCUGGCCUUUCGAAAACAAGAGAAUCAACUAUUGAGUCACAUGACCAGAGGAGCAAGUCACCUGAGCAAUCGACUGGCAAGGACUACUCGUAUAAAGAUGCUUUUUACAUGGGAGAAGUGAACCCAUCGAACAAUGUAUUCAUUGUUGAGGAGAGGGAGGAGUCUUGUACUCAGUUGCACCUGUUGGACGGGGGUACUGGGCUACCGAUAAAGACCACACCCCUCUCUUCAUUGUCCGGUACAAGGGAGGCCCACACUUUGAUGAUGUCAUCAUUACAUGAUGGACUGUACGCUUUGAUGGUUGAGGGUGGGUAUGUUGUCAUGGUAACAGCGGAGGAGCUUGAAAUCGUUAACAUAUACAACAUUGGUUUCUCAUCAAGGACUUGUGCAUGGGAUAAAGACCUUUUGUUGUUACCUUCAGAUUCCGGAAAACUGACCUGGAUUAAUGUACAAAAUGGUUCACCAGUGCAGGAGAUUAGAGUUGGUUCCAGUGAUUAUAUCGUUCAUGUCAGUUUGUCUUCAACUUCUGGUCUUUGGUUGUGCGGGUUUAGCCGACUUUUAUACUGUACAAUGGAGAGGAAUGAUAACGGUGUUCCUACUAAAGUAGCAGCUACUCAUCAAGUCUCAACUCAUGAAAUAAGUUGCUGUGGUGUCUCAUUCUCUCCUCUCUCCUCUCUCCUCUCAGUUGGUGAUCUGGCGGGCAAUGUCUACCUUUACAGCUGCUCCGAGGACAUAUACAUACCACUGGAGAUGUGGAACGUUGGUGGUUCUGUGAGAUGUUUGUGUUGGUUAGAUAAUGAUUGCGUUCUUGUUGGUAGUCUUGAUGGCUCCAUCCACUUAUGGAGGAUCGGAGGAGACAUCAAACCAUUCUUGUCAAUGGAAGGUGGAAUAAUUCACAUCAGAUGUAGCAGUGAUGGAAAGUAUUUUGCUGUUGGUACUUCCUCUGGUAAAGUGGGUGUCUAUCUUUACAAUAAAGAGGGUGGGGUCACUCCACCCACUCCUUGUCCUGUGAGUGUAUUCAUGGCCCAUUACCCUCGGCCUGAUGUCAAGGACAGUCGAUUUGGUCAGCUAGGACAUCAAGCUGAAGUUUGGAGCCUUUGUUGGGACCCUACUGAUAGAUACCUAGCGACUUGCUCUGAAGACCAAACUGUACGGAUAUGGAAGGCGGAGUCUUGGAUAGGCGUGGCUACUCUUAAAGGACACACUCUUGCUGUUACUAGUGUUGAUUGGGCUGAUGUUAAUGGGCGGAGCUUGCUAGCAUCUUGUUCAGAUGACAGAACUAUUAGACUGUACCAGUUUCUGUUGGAGGGUGAAUCAUUUGAUUUGUUAUUUACAAUGAAUACUAAGAGUAUCUAUGGGUGGCACACACUAACUUAUCUAACUUUUAAACUGCAACCGGACAAAUCUAGUGCCCUCCUGGUAGUUACCACACAGCAUGGAUACAUUGUGCUAUUCAAUAUUAUCAAUGGAUCAAUGGUAUCGUCUCAUAAAAUGCACUGUGGAUCUAUUGAGGGGUGUGUCACUGAUAGGGGGUGUGGUCAGUUUGCUACAGUGGGUGGAGACUGUGCAGCAUAUCUGUGGAGCUUAAAUAUUUAAUUAGCAAAACACAUAAUAAAUAUAUUUAAUGAGAACAAUAUAUAGAUCAAUAUUGUAUUACUAUGAAAAGGUUUUUAAUGAUA